This is a messenger RNA of Trichoplax adhaerens, 745 nucleotides long. RefSeq lists its product as hypothetical. Lineage: Eukaryota; Metazoa; Placozoa; Uniplacotomia; Trichoplacea; Trichoplacidae. The coding region runs from base 1 to 552 and encodes 183 amino acids. The transcript has 8 exons. Gene Ontology annotation, biological process: intracellular protein transport; intra-Golgi vesicle-mediated transport; retrograde vesicle-mediated transport, Golgi to endoplasmic reticulum. Gene Ontology annotation, cellular component: COPI vesicle coat. The record is from RefSeq and is a predicted model, not a curated record.
AUGGAUUCCAUUGUCUUGGACGUGACGUUAUACGCUGUUAAAGCCAUUUUGAUCUUAGACAACGAUGGAGAGAGAAUUAUUGCCAAGUACUACGAUAAUACAUUCACUCAUCUGAAAGAACAGAAACAGUUUGAGAAAAAACUCUACGAUAAAACACCACGUAGUAGUGCUGAUAUCAUCAUGUUAGACUCCAUGACUGCUGUAUUUAGAAGUAACGUCGAUUUAAAUUUUUACGUUAUUGGAUCGUCUAAUGAAAACGAGGUGAUGUUGAAUUGCGUCUUAAACGGAUUCUAUGACGCUAUUAGUACAAUGUUAAGAAAGAAUGUAGAGAAAAAAUAUCUCAUGGAUAAUCUUGAUGGUGUUUUCUUAGCUCUUGAUGAAGUCGUAGACGGCGGGAUUAUUCUUGAAACGGAUUCUACAAACAUUAUUUCAAAAGUUGCAAUAAAAUCAAAUCCUUUAAUUCAAAAUGACGACUUACCAUUAAGUGAACAAACUGUGGUACAGGUCUUACAGUCUGCUAAAGACCAACUGAAGAGAUCUCUAUUAAACUAAUCGUUGUGAGAUGUAUCGACAAAUAACAUGAAUAAAUGCAUUGGCGUUAGUUUCUCGUGCAUUCGAUAUGAAAAAUUUAUUCUAUCAUGGUACUAUGUCAUCAAACAGGGUAAUUUAUGGCGGAUUAUUCUAACAUCCUAACUGGAAUGUAAAGAUUGCAUUUCUAGGAUCAAAAUGUCUUUGUUUAUUAUGG